Molecule: messenger RNA, 2178 nt
Organism: Aspergillus puulaauensis
Lineage: Eukaryota; Fungi; Ascomycota; Eurotiomycetes; Eurotiales; Aspergillaceae
Product: alpha-galactosidase
Exons: 2
Coding region: 1-2178 (725 amino acids)
Biological process (GO): carbohydrate catabolic process
Molecular function (GO): alpha-galactosidase activity
Source: RefSeq, a predicted model, not a curated record
AUGCACAUCAUCGAUCUGAUACCUCCUGUAGUCGCCGUGAACGGUAGUAGUUUCGCCCUCAAUGGCCAUAACCUGUCCUAUCGCUUCCACGUCGAUGAACCCACCGGCGACCUGAGAUCAGACCACUUCGGCGCCCGCAUUUCAGGGUCUAUACCGGCAGACCCUGAGCCAGUCGUUGAUGGCUGGACGGGCAUGCCUGAUCGCGUCCGCUGUGAAUUCCCUGACCAAGGACGAGGUGACUUUCGCAUCCCGGCCUUUUGCAUUCGUCAGGCAGCAGGACAUACCAUCUCGGCGUUUCGAUAUCAGUCGCAUGAGGUUGUUCGUGGAAAGCAAGGCUUGAAUGGGCUUCCUGCAACUUUUGCUGGUGUUGACGAUGCGCAAACGGUUGUCGUUCGACUAUUCGAUGAGUAUAGUGACAUUGCUGCCGCGUUGAGAUAUACCGUCUUUCCCAGGUAUAAUGCGAUCGUGCGUAGUGCGAGUAUUACCAAUUCUAGCACGGAGCAAAUAACCGUUGAGUCUCUCGCAAGCAUGAGCGUUGACCUGCCCUUUGAGGAACUGCAGAUGCUCGGGCUGCGCGGUGACUGGGCCAGGGAGGCGCAUCGGCAGAGACGACCGGUGGACUACGGCGUGCAGAGCUUUGGCAGCACGACUGGCUUCUCGUCCCAUCUCCAUAACCCGUUUGUCGCCCUGGUGCAUCCCUCUACCACGGAGUCGCAGGGUGAGGCAUGGGGCUUCUCGCUGGUCUACUCCGGCUCCUUUUCCAUCCAGGUUGAGAAGGGGUCGCAGGGAUUGACGCGCGUGUCGGUCGGACCGAACCAGCUGUCCUGGAAGCUUGCGCCGGGAGAAACCCUGACCUCGCCUGAGUGCGUCGCUGUCUAUUCGGCAGACGGUGUAGGGGGGAUGUCGCGCUCUCUGCAUCGGCUGUACAGGAACCAUUUGAUCCGUAGCAAAUUUGCGACCGAUGAUCGCCCGGUGCUGUUAAAUAGCUGGGAGGGCCUUUAUUUCGACAUUGAUCAUGACCGAAUGUGCCGCCUUGGACAAGAAUCUGCGGCAUUGGGCGUGAAACUGCUGGUCAUGGAUGAUGGCUGGUUCGGGCAGAAAUACCCACGAACAUCUGACGCUGCAGGACUUGGAGACUGGAUUCCUAAUCCUGAUCGGUUUCCCGAUGGCCUCGCACAGCUGGUAGACAAAAUCACCUCUCUCAAGGUUGCCAACUCGUCGACGACCCUGCGCUUCGGCAUCUGGGUGGAACCGGAGAUGGUGAACCCUCAGUCCACUCUGUACCAGGAACAUCCAGACUGGGUGCUCCAUGCCGGCGGAUAUCCACGGACAGAGCAGCGGAACCAGCUUGUGCUGGAUCUGGGUCUGGCAGAGGUGCAGGAGUUUAUUAUAAACGCAAUAUCGGACCUCCUCAACAGCGCUGAUAUCACGUACGUGAAGUGGGAUCACAACCGGGGUAUGGCUGAGACGCCCUCGCCUAGCGCAACCCAUGCAUACAUGCUGGGAAUGUACCGCGUAUUUGAUGUUCUCACUACUCGCUUCCCCAACGUCCUCUGGGAGGGCUGUGCAUCUGGUGGUGGUCGGUUCGACCCAGGAAUCUUGCAGUACUUCCCGCAGGUGUGGACAUCAGAUAAUAGUGACGCUGUCGAGCGCAUCUUCAUUCAGUUUGGCACCUCGCUCGCCUACCCUCCUAGUACAAUGGGUGCCCAUGUAUCCAGUGUACCGAACCACCAGACAGGGCGGACUACACCAUUAAGCUUCCGUGCCCACGUCGCCAUGAUGGGCGGGUCGUUUGGUCUCGAGCUUGAUCCGAGCCAGAUUACUGACGACGAGAAGAAGGCCAUUCCCGGGCUGAUUUCCCUGGCGGAGAAGGUGAAUUCGAUCAUUCUCAAAGGCGAUAUGUGGCGAUUGACUCUGCCUGAAGAGUCUAAUUGGCCUGCAGCCUUGUUUGUUUCGGAAAGCAAAGCCCAGGCGGUAUUGUUUCUCUUUCAACUCGCCCCGAAUGUCAACCAUACCGUGCCCCGGGUCAAAUUGCAGGGGCUGCAGAGUGAAGCGAUGUAUCGUGUUGAUGGUGAUGGGCCUUUUGCGGGCUCGAUGCUGAUGAAUCUGGGCCUGCAGUAUUCCUUUAAGGCGGAGUAUGCUAGUAGGGUUGUGCUCAUAGAGGCAGUAGAUUUUUAA